UUGAACUGAUUUUUCAGCAUUCAACUAUUUUCCCCUAUCGCCGUCGAUACCAGCCGUCUCUGGUAUUGUUUUCUUCCGCUUACACCGGUUAUUAUCAUGUGUUUAUGAAAAUCAAAGUUUUAUUUAUCUUGUAUAUCUUGUGUUAAUCAGAAAAGUGGGUAGUUAAGUAGCGGAUGCGAAUAACCGACUGAGCACCUCACACACACUUUACACACACAGACACACACACAGACAGUCACGACACGACUAUGUCGUCUUCUCAGAGCAACACAAGGACCAGAUCAAGUAGUUCUGUCAUCUUAAGUGAUGAACCGAGCCCUGGUGUUGGUAUUAAUGACAGUAUAUCAUCCGAGGUUGACGUAUGGACCAGCUCACAUCGUUCUUUCGGAGUCCUAGAACUGAAAAAUGAAUCUGAGAAGAUGAAUGAUUCUCUUCAAGAUGGCAUCCUAGCUGAGUUCUCUAUAACUCCCCGACAACAAGAUAGUCUGCAGUGCUGUCAUUUCCAGGGAUGCUUCCAGAAACUUGUUUUUUCAAUAUUUGCUUGCAUCAUCGGAUCAUCAUUCCAGUAUGGCUAUCAUAUAGGAGUACUGAACUUGCCAGAAAAAGUAUUGUUAGAAUUCUACAAUGAUACACUAUACAGCCGUGAAAAACAGUACCUGUCUGGCAAUAUGAAACCAUUCCUUUGGGGUUUAACUGUGUCAAUAUACUGCAUUGGUGGAAUGAUUGGUGGUUAUAUUUCCUCUUAUUUUAUCAGGAACUUUGGAAGAAAGACCACCCUCCUAUGGAAUAAUUUACCAACCAUUGUUGCUCUGACGCUCAUGUGUUUCUCAAAAUUGGCUCACUCCUUUGAAAUGAUUAUUAUUGGCAGAUUUAUAGUUGGAAUCAGUGCGGGAAUCAGCACUAGUGUUGCUCCGAUGUAUCUGAAUGAGAUUGCUCCAGUCCACCUACGAGGUUUCAUCUCCACAAUCAAUCAGAGUGCCAUUUUGUUAGGGGUUAUCAUGGCACAGAUAGUGGGUCUGCAUAGUGUUUGGGGCAAGGAGGAGAUAUGGCCCCUCAUUUUUGGUCUGUCGGUGUUUCCUCUUAUUAUUCAGAUGCUUACACUACCUUGGUGUCCUGAAAGUCCUGCUUAUCUCAUAAAUCGUGAUGAAGAUGAAGCUGAAGCAGCCUUAGUUUGGUUACGAGGAACCCAUGAUGUUGGCUAUGAAUUGGAAGAACUGAGGACUACAAAAGAGGAAGCUCGACACAAACCACAAGUAACCUACAUUGAUCUGUUUCGAAUACCUUACCUCCGGAAACCUCUUCUCAUCUGUGUCAUGAUGAUGUUAUCACAACAACUCUCUGGUAUCAAUGCUGUUGUUUUCUAUUCCACCAGAAUAUUCCAGUCAGUGAAUUUAUCUGCAAAAGUGGCACAGAUUGCCUCAAUUUUGACUAUGGUGCUCAAUCUGAUGGUUAAUUUUGUUUCUGCUUUCCUUGUUGAUCGCCUUGGUCGAAAAAUCCUCCAUCUAGCUGGACUCUCGGGCAUGUUCUUUGCCUCCAUCUUCAUUGUUGUUGCUAGUGUUUUCAGGGAGAAGUACAGCUGGAUGUCUUAUCUCACUGUUGCCUGUGUUUGUUUUUAUAUCAUAUUCUUUUCUAUUGGACCAGGUAGCAUACCAUGGUUCAUUGGAGCAGAACUCUUUCUAACUGGAGCUCGGGAAUAUGCUAUGAGUUUAGCUGUCGUUGCCAACUGGCUUGCUAACUUUGCUGUUGGCAUUUGUUUCCCAUUCAUGGAUGUAUACCUCCACAGUUACAGCUUCCUCAUUUUCACUGGCUUGCUGCUGCUCUUCAUAGUUUACACCUUUCUCAAAGUACCAGAAACAAAAGGACGCAAAAUCGAAGACAUAGUAGCCGACUUCCAAUCAGAAGACACACAGGAGCGUGUGUUGAUAUAGAUCCAGACCACACACACACACCAAUCCACAUACACCCGCACUCUCUCUACCGGCCCUUGAACAGAAGACACCCAGGAACGUGUGUUAAUGAUAAUAAUAUGCACAUGCUCUGCUACACCUUCAACAGAGGAUCUCAAUUAGUGUCUGCUAACAUACACCCUUGCCAUGAACAGUGUUAUAUAUAUUUUUGAAUUUUCUUUGCCAAUGGAACAACAAAAAAAAAAAACAACACAACAGCUAGUACAAACACACAACACAUAUAUAACUAAAAUGA
This is a messenger RNA of Octopus sinensis (East Asian common octopus), 2202 nucleotides long. RefSeq names its product solute carrier family 2, facilitated glucose transporter member 1. Gene Ontology annotation, molecular function: hexose transmembrane transporter activity. Gene Ontology annotation, cellular component: membrane. The coding region runs from base 249 to 1928 and encodes 559 amino acids. Gene Ontology annotation, biological process: monosaccharide transmembrane transport. Lineage: Eukaryota; Metazoa; Mollusca; Cephalopoda; Octopoda; Octopodidae. The transcript has 13 exons. The record is from RefSeq and is a predicted model, not a curated record.